This is a messenger RNA of Lactuca virosa, 375 nucleotides long. The record is from the annotation of a GenBank genome assembly. NCBI's taxonomy places the organism in Eukaryota, Viridiplantae, Streptophyta, Magnoliopsida, Asterales, Asteraceae.
AUGAAGCAAUCAAGACAAUCUGCCAAAGUCGCCUAUCAAGGCUUAAAGGAGUUUGUCAAAUUUGGAAAAUUUGCUGAGAUAGAAGGUGUUCAAGCUACUAGUACUCCAAUUGCUAUAGUGGCAGAAGAACAUGUGGCACCAUCAAGGUCAAAUCUCAGUUUUUCGUUUGAUGUUUUUGAUGAUGAUGUUGAUGAUGAUGAUGAUGAUUCCGAUGAUGAUGAUGAUGACGUGAAUUUUCGUCUGUUUGUACCACCUAAGGAGCAAGUCAAUGAAGCUGUGAUUACUCCAGUUGAGACAGAAACUGAAAUCAAUAUUUUCAAGCAACAGAACAUUCCAACGCCCGAACAGAUGGAAGCACUUAUUAAGGAAUUAUAG